CAUAUAUCUACUUUAAUAAACUUUUUAAAAAACCAACGUCUCACACCACACCUGGGUAAAAAAUCUUAUCUUUGAGUAAAUACACGUGAGGGUCACAAGUGAACAACAUAGUUACCUGCUGAAAAACAUCUUUACCUUUGAAUACAUGUGAGUCACAACCUGAUCAACAUAGUCACCUUUUUUUUAAAUUUGUAUACACCCGAGAGCCACAGUCACGUGUUUUAAAAUAUAUCAACCUUAUCUUUGGGUCUGCACACGUGCCAGUCACAGUCACAACCUACAGUCACUAAAGGUCACACCCAAAAGGUCAACAAAGAGGUCACAGUCACUUAUCACUGAUCACGUUUAAAAGAACGUGACAAACUGACAGUCACAGUCACAACGUGAUCAUCAUAGUCACGUGUUUAAAAAACAAUUUAUGUGUAUAAAUACGUGGAAAAAUCUGACCACACUCACAAAUUUUUACCAGUCUCAGAGAAAGUUAGACGAAUCCAAACAAAACAUGGAAGAAUACCAGCAAAAUCUCAUUAAAUCCAAUUACUCCACACUGGUGAAGGAAAUGAAGGCCAUUCCUGUAGCUGGAUAUCUCAAGAAAGACCACAUUAUUACAGACGAAAUGCAACAAGAAAUACAGUUUGAAAAAACUACCUACAGUCGUAACAGGAAAUUACUCAGCAUCAUUUUGAGAAGAGGACCCAAAGCCUUCCAUGGGCUAAAGAGAGCCCUUUUAAAAGCUAGUCAACAUAACUUAGCCAAGAUGUUGAAUAAGGAAGACAGCGAGCCCUCUGACUACCAAAAAAAGUUAUCCAUGACUCGAUCUUUUCUCGUCAACACCGCAGAGAAAAGACAGAAAAACUUUGAAUCAUGCAGCUCAAAUGUUCAACCUCAACAGUCUCAGGAAACACGAUGCAAAAUCAAUUUAGACAACUUUAGUAAACUCUAUCUCACAGCCCUGCCUUACCAAGCUGAAAUCAUGGUACACAUCCGUCACUUUUCUGAAUCUAACGGAUUUCAAUUCCCAACAAAGAAAGGGGUUGUCUUCCCCUUACCCCGUUGGCUGAAAUUUGAAUGUCUCCUGGAUGAGAUUGAAGAAUAUCUACAGAGCCAUAGGAGCCAGGAAGAUGAGAUGAAGUGGCACAUUGGCGGUGGUGUCUACGUUUCCCUAUCCCCCGAUUUCCCAACGGUAGACAUUAGACACUACUGGAAACCAGAUGAUGCAAAUGAACCAAUUCCAACAAAGAAAGGGAUCACAUUGAACAGAGUAAAAUUUGAUAGACUUAGAUCCGCAGUGUAUGAAUUACGUGAGAAUGUGCCUGAACUGAAUGACGCUCAAAUAUGUAUGUUGAGCGAAUCCCAUCAAAGUCAGUUGGGGGUACUUGGUUGUCCAGAAUGUUCCCCCUUCGGUUAUGAAGCACAUCAAGAGCCGAUGGAAACUGAGCCAAGUGAAUCCCAAAACUCACUGACUAUUAAUGUAGACUAUGAAUAA
Messenger RNA from Saccostrea cuccullata (small rock oyster), 1486 nucleotides. RefSeq lists its product as uncharacterized. NCBI's taxonomy places the organism in Eukaryota, Metazoa, Mollusca, Bivalvia, Ostreida, Ostreidae. Bases 419 to 1486 code for a protein of 355 amino acids. Gene Ontology annotation, molecular function: death domain binding; DNA binding; protease binding. Gene Ontology annotation, biological process: regulation of DNA-templated transcription; regulation of apoptotic process. The transcript has a single exon. The record is from RefSeq and is a predicted model, not a curated record.